GGAUCUGAGGAUUUCCCAGCUGCAAGCCGAUCUCCGUCGUCCACCCCCUGCCCCCGCCCAGCCCCCUGAACCUGAGGCUCUGCCUACUAUCUAUGUUGUUACCCCCACCUAUGCCAGGUAUGGGCUGUGAUGCACCCAACAUCUGCAUGGACCAAGAGGCUGGGCUCGAUGAUGAGUUUCGGGAGGCGCUGGGCCAGGGGAUGUUCCUCAAGCUAAGGCAUGCCAGAUGACAGGCUAAAUGAACCACAUCAUCACUCAAAGAUUUGUGGGAAAAUGCUUUUCUAUUAAAAUAGACAGGGAUGUGCCGUGAAGUAGAAUACAAUAUUCCUGAGAAGCUUUAAGAUAGAACAAUAAAGUUGCAAAGAAAUUCUGAACUUGCCAGCGAGUUCACGCUCUCUCCUUAGGGAGCCUUUGGUGAGAAGGUUUGGGAAGCCCUUGACUACAUGGAAGCAGAAAAGGACUUGGCCCUGCAGUCACACGGGGGUCUAGAAAUAGUUACACCAGCUAUUAUUUGCCAUGUGUUUACUCUCUGCCCCGCGCUGUGCUAAGUGUACCCCUUUUGUUUUUUUUUUUAAUAAAACGUAGCGUUAUUGGUGACAUAAACCAACUGGGAAAUGUGGUUUUGAAUCUGUAGCCAAAAGGGCUUGCUGACAUCUGCCUGGAAUCAGAUGGCUGACCCACCUACGCCAGGGCAUCUCUAGACCCUCUCCACCUCCCUACACACACCAUCAAGCCUGGGGCGGGCAGGCCCAUCUGAAGGGUAAAGAAGCCUGCAAGAGACUGCGCCCCUACCUUCCCAGUUUCUUGUCUAAACUCGGAUAAAUCUUCGUCCCCUGAAGAGGAAUGAGCCAAAGGGCUCCUCUAAACUCUCCUACCUGGAAAUCCAAGCAUAGGCGGCAAAGAACAUGGUCCUACUGGCUGGUGCAGAAGGCGGAGCUGGUGCGGCUGUCCCAGACCCUAAGCCUGGUGCCCCGGCUGCACUGGCUGCUGGUAGAGGAUGCUGAGGGCCCCACCCCGUUGGUCUCGGGGCUGCUGGCUGCCUCUGGCCUCCUCUUCACACACCUGGCGGUCCUCACCCCCAAGGCCCAGCGACUCCGGGAGGGCGAGCCAGGCUGGGUUCGGCCCCGAGGUGUUGAGCAACGGAACAGGGCCCUGGACUGGCUCCGGAGCAGAGGGGGUGCUGUGGCGGGAGAGAAGGAUCCACCCCCACCAGGCACCCGGGGAGUCGUGUACUUUGCUGAUGACGACAACACCUACAGCCGGGAACUCUUUGAGGAGAUGCGCUGGACCCGUGGAGUCUCAGUGUGGCCAGUGGGGCUGGUGGGCGGCCUGCGAUUCGAGGGCCCUCGCGUACAGGACGGCCGGGUUGUGGGCUUCCACACGGCAUGGGAGCCCAAUAGGCCCUUCCCAGUGGAUAUGGCGGGAUUUGCUGUCUCCCUGCCCCUGCUGUUGGCGAAACCCAAUGCCCGGUUUGAUGCUACUGCUCCUCGGGGCCACCUGGAGAGCAGCCUCCUGAGCCACCUUGUAGAUCCCAAGGACCUGGAGCCGCGGGCUGCCAACUGCACUCGGGUCCUGGUGUGGCAUACGCGGACAGAGAAGCCCAAGACGAAGCAGGAGGAGCAGCUGCAGCGGCAGGGCCGAGGCUCAGACCCAGCUGUCGAGGUGUGAUGGCGGCCCUCCACUGCCCACCACCUCAUCAGACACAGAUCUGUGGGACUGGAUCCCUGGCCUGCCCAGGAUGUGGUUUUCCAAGUCCUGAGCCCUCAGAGCCAGGGGCGGCCCUUCUGCCCCUUCAACCCCAGGGCGUGGCCCAGCUGCUUCUCCCCUCCCCCAGCUUGCCUUGUGGCACUGCCCACAGGCUAGGGACAAGCGGCCCUUGUGUUGAGCCAGAUGGGCCCCGUCUGGGGCGGAGCAGAAAACAGAGAGUCUCCGGCGGGCGGGCGGCUGAGUGACUGGGUAACUUAUUGGGGCUGGGCAUGCACUGGGGGGCUGGAGGAGCUGGGCUGGGCCCUCCCCACCUGAGCAUGCUGACCGCCCGCCCCCCCCGCCCCAACCUCCAGAAUAAAAACUCUCAACCUG
This is a messenger RNA of Delphinapterus leucas (beluga whale), 2079 nucleotides long. RefSeq names its product beta-1,3-glucuronyltransferase 3 (gene B3GAT3). NCBI's taxonomy places the organism in Eukaryota, Metazoa, Chordata, Mammalia, Artiodactyla, Monodontidae. Gene Ontology annotation, molecular function: galactosylgalactosylxylosylprotein 3-beta-glucuronosyltransferase activity. Gene Ontology annotation, cellular component: Golgi membrane. Gene Ontology annotation, biological process: carbohydrate metabolic process; chondroitin sulfate proteoglycan biosynthetic process. The record is from RefSeq and is a predicted model, not a curated record.